GGGCGGCAGCCGCUUGGCGCUAUAGCGCUCGACUGUGCCGGCAGUCCGACUAUUUACGUGUACGAGCGAAGGCGGCACGGGCACCGCGCGGCGGCUCCGUGUGUCUCGGCUGCUCCCGCCCCCUCGUGAACCCGCGAGGACUGCACUGACCACCGCCGCCAAGCCCCGCUCCCCGCCGCCGACAUGCUGGAGUGGCUGUUCCCGGUGCUGCUGCGGUGGUUCAUCGUGGCCUUCGUCGCGCUCAACCAGAUCCUCAUCCCGCUUCUGCGGCCCGACCUGGUGAAGCCGGAGGAGCGGCCGCGGGACGUGCACGACGCGGGCCUCGGCUUCCUCGACGCGUACGACUACAUCGUGGUGGGCGCGGGCAGCGCUGGCAGCGCCCUCGCCAGCAGGCUGUCCGAGGACCCCUCCGUGACCGUGCUGCUGCUGGAGGCGGGCCACCAGGAGCCCAUCCGCUCCGAGGUGCCGGCCGCGAUGCUCACCCACUCGGGCCCUGGGUACGGCUCUGAGGAGGACUGGGCCUUCGAGACCGAGCCGCAGAGCCACAGCUGCGGGGGCCUGGCCGCCAACCGGUCGCAGUGGCCGCGCGGCAAAGUCCUCGGCGGCUCCAGCACCAUCAACGGCAUGCUGUACAUCCGCGGCCACCGCUCCGACUACGACCGCUGGAGGGACGAGUACGGCGCACAGGGCUGGGGGUACGACGACGUUCUGCCGUACUUCAAACGCAGCGAGGACAUGCGCAUACCCGAGCUGCAGGACUCCCCGUACCACGGCGUAGGCGGGCCGCUCACCGUGGAGUACUACAAGCACUACGCCGGCAUCACGGACGACUUCCUCGUCGCCGGCCAGGAGUUGGGGGUCCCCGUCAACCAGGACGUGAACGGCGCGGCGCAGCUGGGGCUGAUGCGGGCGCACGGCACCCUGCGUGAGGGGCUGAGGUGCAACACGGCCAAGGCCUUCCUGAGGCCCGCGGCCAACCGGACCAACCUGCACAUCAGCAUGGACUCAACGGUCCUCCGGGUGCUGCUCACAUCGGACGGCGGCGAGGUCGUGGCCACGGGCGUGGAGCUCUCCAAGCGCGGCGCCGUCCACCGCGUGCGCGCGGCGCGAGAGGUCCUGCUCUCCGCCGGGGCCGUGCAGUCCCCCCAGCUGCUCAUGGUGUCGGGCAUCGGGCCGGCGCGCCACCUGCGCGACGUGGGCGUGCCCGUGGUCGUGGACCUGCCGGCAGUGGGCGAGAACCUCCAGGAUCACGUCGGGCUCGGUGGCACCGUGUACGUCGUGGGCGUGCCGGGGAAAACAACCGCCGCCCUGGAAAUGGCCUCGGUGCAGAGUGCCAUCGGACUUACCUCCGGCACCGGUGGGCCCUCCUUCGGCUGGUCUCUUGGCGAAGUCAUGGGCUUCAUCGCCAGCAAGUAGGUGUUUCAACAUUUUUAG
Messenger RNA from Frankliniella occidentalis (western flower thrips), 1434 nucleotides. Its product is annotated as glucose dehydrogenase [FAD, quinone]-like. NCBI's taxonomy places the organism in Eukaryota, Metazoa, Arthropoda, Insecta, Thysanoptera, Thripidae. Bases 184 to 1416 code for a protein of 410 amino acids. Gene Ontology annotation, molecular function: oxidoreductase activity, acting on CH-OH group of donors; flavin adenine dinucleotide binding. The record is from RefSeq and is a predicted model, not a curated record. The transcript has 5 exons.